ACUUGACCAAAACAAAAAAAGAGAUAAAAUUAAAAACAAUGGGAGAGGAGGUGAGGAUGACAAGUAUGGAAGAAAGGGAAAUAGCAGCAGACAGGAAGAGAACACACUUUGUGUUGGUUCAUGGUAUUGGUGGAGGAGCAUGGUGCUGGUACAAAAUCAGGUGCCUCAUGGAGAAUUGUGGGUACAUGGUUUCAUGCAUCGACCUCAAAGGUUCCGGAAAUGAUCGGUCCGAUGCCGAUUCGAUUCUGUCUUUCGAUGAUUAUAAUCAGCCUCUCAUGGACUUCAUGUCUGCGUUGCCUGAUACCGAUAAGGUGAUAUUGGUAGGACAAAGUGCUGGAGGGUUAAGUGUAACGCAAGCCACACACAAAUUCCCCAACAAAAUCCGUCUGGCGGUGUAUGUUGCGGCCACCAUGCUGAAAUCAGGCUACUUGACUGACCAAGAUAUCAAAGAUGGAGUACCAGACUUAUCCCAAUUUGGUGAUGUGUACGAACUAGGAUUUGGAUUGGGAGCGGAGCAGCCUCCGACCAGUGCCAUUGUGAAAAAGGAAUUCCAACGUAAAAUCAUCUAUCAAAUGAGCCCUCAAGAGGAUUCGACUCUAGCAGCGAUGCUUUUAAGGCCAGGACCGAUCCUAGCACUGAUGAGUGCUCGAUUCAAAGAAGAGGACGACUCGGUGGAGAAAGUGAGGCGCGUAUACGUCCGGACAAUGCACGAUAAUGUCAUAAAACCGGACCAGCAGGAGGCGAUGAUAAAGAAAUGGCCACCCUCUCAUGUGCAUGUUGUGGAUAGUGACCACAGCCCCUUUUUCUCUGCCCCCUUUUCACUCUUUGGCAUACUCCUUAAAGUUGCAGCAACUUCAGCUGGAUGUAACUAAGCUAGCUGGCUGCCCAAUUCUAUGUCAUGGCCCAUUCUUGUGUGAAAUCAAUCAAUAAACCAUAGAACCUUAU
Molecule: messenger RNA, 945 nt
Organism: Hibiscus syriacus
Lineage: Eukaryota; Viridiplantae; Streptophyta; Magnoliopsida; Malvales; Malvaceae
Product: methylesterase 17-like
Exons: 6
Coding region: 39-872 (277 amino acids)
Biological process (GO): salicylic acid metabolic process; jasmonic acid metabolic process
Molecular function (GO): methyl indole-3-acetate esterase activity; methyl jasmonate esterase activity; methyl salicylate esterase activity
Source: RefSeq, a predicted model, not a curated record